Lineus longissimus is the source of this 3613-nucleotide messenger RNA. Its product is annotated as complement C2-like. The coding region runs from base 76 to 3066 and encodes 996 amino acids. The record is from RefSeq and is a predicted model, not a curated record. Gene Ontology annotation, molecular function: serine-type endopeptidase activity. Gene Ontology annotation, cellular component: extracellular region. NCBI's taxonomy places the organism in Eukaryota, Metazoa, Nemertea, Pilidiophora, Heteronemertea, Lineidae. Gene Ontology annotation, biological process: proteolysis; complement activation. The transcript is spliced from 18 exons.
AAUAUUGUUCUAUUUCAAACAACGAACGACGCAAAAGGACUCCGAGUAAAAGUAGAAUACAGAACAGUUACAGCAAUGUCGUCACAUAAAGCAUCGGGUGACAUGUUUCUCGCCGUCACUGCUUUGUUAGCAUUGACAGUAACCACUAUCAAAGCUGAUUGUCAUCAACCACUUCCACCCACAAAUGGGUACGUCACUUCACUUAGCGGAAGAAUCCCCGCAGGACGUGUAGCCAGGAUUAUAUGUAACCGUCAUUACAAGUUCCACGGUACUAAUGACUCAGUGAGAGACAUCAGAUGUUUGCCUAACGGGCAAUGGGAUACGUAUCCACCAUGUCAGGCGACAGUCACUUGUGACACACCACCAUCGAAGGCAGGUGGUAGCUGGAUACUGACCGGCCGCGGCCCAGGUGACCAAUACAGUGUUACCAGAGCAAGAGCAACAUUUCGGUGUAACCCCGGACACUUCCUCGUUGAUCCGAGAAAUCACUCAGUUCCACAAGAACCUGUAGUGUACUGCGGGAAUGACCUUCAUUGGAUCCGGCGCAUUGAUAAUCCAGGAUUCCGAUGCUUGGCUUUGCGAGAGUGUUCGAAACAUCCUCCCGCCAGUGGGACACUUGCAAUGUAUCCAAUUGAAAGUGAGAAAUUUGUACCUGGGACUAACGUUUGGUUCUUCUGCAAACCAGGCUACUUCUUCAGGAGAAUAGAGACUAAAAUGGAUUAUCAUUACUACGAUUAUGUAUCGUAUGGGUAUGAGAUGCAGGACACACAAACCAAGGUCACCUAUGAAUAUGAUACUGACAACAGAAGCCUUGAGUGCAUGGGUCCACAUUGGAGUGGUCCCAUGCCCACCUGCAUUGCGUUUACAUGCCCCGUUCCAACGGUCCGAGACGGUAAAUGGAAUACUAAUCAACAUUGGAUCAAGCACGGAGAGGUCAUUAACAUGACCUGUGACACAGGUUACCUCGCACUCGGACCUCCGUCCAUUAAGUGCAGUAUGCAGAGGGCGAACGACAAAGAUGGCUGGGAUUUGGACCCACCCUCUUGCAAAGAGAUAAGGUGUGUUCCACCCGAAAGACCAGAGAGAGGGUUCGUAUCAUACAUGGACCACAGAGACAUGCGCAGACAAGGCGCAGUAAUCCAUAUCAUAUGUAACCGUGACUUUGUGUUAAAUGGUUCACAAACACGGAGAUGCAUGAAGAAUGGCCGGUGGUCAGGGAGGGAUGCCACAUGUCAGCCCACGCGUGCCCAAGAUAUUUCACAUUGUCCCGUGCCGGUGAUACCAUACGGGGGAAGGAAAUAUGGCGAUAGUUACAACGUAGGGGAUGUGGUGACAUACGCAUGUCAAAACGGGUACAUAGGCCGUGGACCAUGUCUUAUUAAGUGUAAAUAUGACCAAUGGGAACCAGCUGGACAGCCGAGAUGUGAAGGACUGUUCAGUUUCGACGACCCCGAAAAAUUGGCAGGAAACUUCGGUCGAGUGUUCGACGCGAUGAACAAAACAGGUGACUACCUGGAUACUAGAGGAAGGCGCUUCGACCUGAACGCGCCAGAUGGGUUUGACAUCACCUUUCUGAUUGAUUCAUCUGGUAGUAUUACACAGCAGGAGUUUAAUGAUGCCAUCAAGUUCGUCAAGCUUUUCGUUGAGAAGGUUGGUGUAUCAUUACGACCUGAUGGGGCACGAAUAGCCGCUGCUUCAUUUGCUGACGACCCUCGAGAGGUAUUAGCGUUGAAUAACGGUUUUUUGGCCAAUUCACCAAAACCUGUGGAGAUGAUCAAAGCUCUGUUAGACCGGCUUCAAUACAGUGGUGAAACAGACAUCAACGGGGCGUUAGCGCACUACAGGAUGAACAUGAUACCUUUAAGUCGUAAAAUGAGAGCGAAAGCAAAACAGUACUUAUUCAUUUUGUCAGAUGGGAAAUACAACAGAGCAGAAUGUCCCGUAGAAUCAGCCAAGGAACUUCGUGGAGACCCGUUGAAAGUCGAAAUCUUCUCAGUGAAGAUAGGCAAUGACAAAAAGACCGGCGAGGCUAGGAAAAACACACAGGUCCUAAUCGAUAUGUCGUCGGAGAAAGAGAUGAAUGUUGAUGGAACAGCUCCACAUUAUUUUAAUCUGCAAAGCUACGCCACCUUUGACUAUUUGGUUCAGAAGCUGCUAAAUGGAAGUAUCGACUACGGCGAGUGUGGUGUUGCUGGUAAGACGGGCAUCACUUUGGGAAACAUCAUAGGAGGGAAUCUCGCCAAACCACGGGCCUGGCCAUGGAUGGUUGCAGUUAGAGUGGCUGCGAGAAAUGACCUGGGCGUCAGAGAUCACAAGCAUGUGUGUGGUGGGACGGUACUGAAUAAUGAAUGGAUACUGACUUCAGCACAAUGCUUUCAAGGAUAUACCUACAAUAAUCCCCGCAGGGUAAUGGUCAAGUUAGGUGCAAACAAGAUGACUCAGUCACAGGCAGACGAUCCAGUGUACGUGCGUGACGUCAGGGUGCGAUCCAUGCACAUUCAUGAAGCAUGGAUUGUCAAUGCAGAGAAAAAAAAGGUGAACGACAAUUGGGCAAAUGACAUAGCAUUGCUACGUCUUGCAGACAAAAUUCAAUUUUCCAGGAGCGUCCGACCAAUCUGCCUCAUUCCCAAGAACGCACCAGACAAAGAUAUCCAGGAUGAGAUUGCAGUGGUGACUGGCUGGGGUAAAGCUGGGAAUGAAAGCUUGACGAGUUGGCAGGCAUACUCGAGCUCUCAGGCGCUAUCAACAGAACUGAGACAAGUCAGACUCCCUGUGGUCACGCAUGCUGAGAAUCCCAGCAGGUGUUACAACCGCUAUCAAGCUGAGAAAGUCAUAUGCGCAGGCAGCACAUAUCAGGUAAUUGACGCUUGCGUGGGUGACGCCGGUGGUCCGCUGAUGAUCGAGCUGGGGGCGGAAAACAAUAAACCACGCUGGUACCAAAUAGGCAUUGUUUCUAGCGGUUUUGGCUGCGCUUCGCUGGACAGGAACGUCCCCUUCGGAAGAUACACAGAUGUCAGGAAGUACCGAGACUGGAUCGAAGCCACAGUACGGAAUGCGGGACCUUGAAAUUAUCAUUCUGGUGCCUGCGCAUUUUGGAAAGUGAUUUCCAGUGUAUCAGCUUAUGUAAUGUAACUAAAAGACUGCUACCUGGUUUAGCAGAUUAAAUAGACAAUGAGGAUAUUAUAUAGCUGAUUAUACCCCAGCAGAUUAGCAACACACGCUGCCAUCAGUAUGCUCGCUUCCGAUAAGUAAUACUAUGUUGGACAUCCCUGUUGUCACAACUAGCUAAAUUUUAUAUCCAAGAAUUUAUCCUGGUGUUUAUCCAAAUGAACCGCUCUCUAGUCUGCCACCUGUAGUAGGAUCAUGAGUCUCACCAGGAAGUAUGUAACAUAGUACAGUUCGAUGAGAAUUAUGAAAUGUGGUAAAGUAUGGUAACUAGUUGGAGGCCUACAAAAUAGGUUGCUUGUACAAUAUCAUGUAUUUUUUUACUCAAAAGAGAUGACCGUGAGAUGUUAGAGCAAGAAGGAGGUCAGACACUACCAUUUCGAUGAGAUAUUUUUUCCAAUGUGUUAACUGAUUUUGCAAUUGACUGAAAAGAUUAACAUUUGAGUUG